UCAGGACUUUUUAUAAAUGUGUGCGCUUUAAAUUGAAUACAAUAAUAUUUAAGUGAAUUUGAACAUAGUGUUCACCCCUAAUAAUAUUGUGUGGUCAGGCUGCACACUGUACGCUAGUUUUGAAGCACAACUAAACUAAGCAAAAUGACAGAAACAACGAAAGCGGAAAAGAACUAUUCUAUCUAGUUUUACAGUUAGCGUCAUAUUACUCGUGUUUUGUUUGUGUUAUAUAUGCAGUACUGAAGGUGUCGUGUGAUAUAAGGCGAAUGGCCAGUGAUGACAUUUGGCGCGCAACUGUAGUGCCACAAGAGCGAGAUCAGACUGUAGAAAUCUUCAUAUCAGAGUGAUUGCACUUGUGUCUGUUUCAGGAUGGUAGACGAGAAAUAUGUCUUUCAAAUGUCUGGUAUCAAGAGCCAUUCUCAGAAAAGACAGUUACUCCAGGGCAUCAGACUGCUGGGGGGCAAAUAUAUUGGGGGCUCUGAGUUUAAGGAGGCAACAACUCACCUCAUCGUCCAAAAAGGUUUAGCAAGUGAAAAGUUUCUCGCAGCCUGUGCUGGAGGGAAGUGGAUAGUCACCCCAGAGUUUGUUCUGGACAGUGUGAAUCAAAUGGCGUGGCUACCAGAGGCUUCAUACGAGUUAAAUUUAACUGCGCAGACCCCUGAGAUACCCAAUCCAUUAAAAACAUGGAGAGAGAGGGUGGUUAACGGAACAGUGUCUGGAGCCUUUCAGGACUGGGUAGUGCUCAUUGACAUUGAUGAUCCAACGAGGAGGAGUAUUUUUGUCAGGAUAUUAAAAGCAGGCAGAGCUGUUGUCUUCACAGACUGGCCAAAGUCAUAUGCUGUAACUCACGUGUUGACCAAAAACACAUCCAAUGAUGGAGCUGAGGAGUGUGGAAUCCCCCGCUAUAAUGUCAGCUAUGUAGCCAAACAUCUUUUUGGGCAUGUUUGCUCCGAGUUAAACUGGUCAUGUAACUUAGAGUCCUUCGAUGAAGAAGAGACCUGUGAAAAACCCGCCCUGGCUGCUGCUGUCACUGACAAGUCCAUGGAUGUCACUGAUGACUUUUCACAUAAAGAAUUGGAGGACAUGUUCAAAGAAUACAUCAUCAUAAUGGAGCAACGGAAGAAGAUGCUUUUGACAGUCCCAGAGUUUUACAGCUACUAUACGCCCAACCUGCCUGUUCAGAUUCCAGUGGUAGAUUUCAGCAAUGUGCAGAGUUUGGUGGAGUGUGCCUUCUUCCCUCAAGCUCUGGAGGAGAUCCUGGGGUCCUUGCAGCCUGGAGUGAAGCCUCCAGCCCCUCUGCUCCAACAGCUAAUGCAGCACACACUGCAUGGCGAUGCAAAACCAUUGUACCUCAGCAUGUUCAUCACAGUUCUCCACAGUAUCCUGCGCAACAAUCCUACCUGGGGUUCUCCCGGACACACUAAGUACUUCCUUCAGGUCCUCCAGUGUCCAGAGUGUAAGGGCGGCCUCUGGUCACUUCUUGAGACGUCAGUUCGAGUGUGUCUGGCAAGCGAAACCACCUGUCACUCACUGCCAAGCCCACCAUCCACUGAAUUGUUUCGUCUCCAUUGUAACCUGCAGGAGUUCUUCCUGAGACUCUUUCAGCUAGAGCUUCAUGCUGCUAGCUCAGGGAGGUCACCCAGAAGCAGUCGGGCAUCUGUUCUGUACAGCACCUUUUGGAACAUGUGGGAGAAGUCGACUCUGACCUCCAGGGCAGUUCAGCAGCUCAGCACGCUGUUGAUCAAGACUGUACUUUGUGCUUUCAACUCCACUCAGGAGUGGAGGCUGGGAAUGUCAGUCACUCUGCAGGAGAUUCUGUGUGUAGUGGUGGAGUUCUGGGCUCAGGAACACAGUCCACUCAACAGCAGCCUGGUGGAGAAAGGCUUUAAAGACCUGGCUGAACACAUUGCCAUACUGUGCCAAGACCUUCACUGUGACAUGCUGAAAGAAGUGAUUCCAGCCAUUCGCUCCACAAGGCUCCGGAUGUUCACUGCCGACGCCAUUUACAGAAACAUCUGCUGCAGCAGGGGCCUGCUCCUCAGCUCUGAGCCACUCUGCUUGCAAAAAAUUGUCUCAACCUACCUCAAAGCUCUAGGGAGCUUGUGUGAUCGAGGAUCAGUCCAAACCCUGAAGGGACAGAGUGACAGAACAGAGAUGAAUCAACCCUCUACCAGCAGUGCUGCCCAUGUUCGAGGCUCAGAACCUGCGAAAGACUCGGCAGGCGGCUCAGAUUCAGGGAGAGAGAUUGUCCCGAGAGGUUACCACAGAGUCAAUGCUGCAGGCGAGACACUCCUUCAUCGAGCCUGCAAGAGGAACCAGGUGGAAACGCUGCUUCGUAUCCUCAGCGUGCCUGGAACGGACGUCAACAUUAAAGAUCACGCUGACUGGACGCCUCUUCAUGAAGCCUGUAACCAUGGCAGCACGGAGUGUGUGCAGGCCCUGUUGCACUACUGCCCGAACCUGCAGCUGGGCAGUCAGGUGCAGGGAGUCAGUCCACUACAUGAUGCCCUGCUAAACCAACACACACACAUCGCCAAGAUGCUGCUGCGCCGCGGCGGCUCUCCUCUUCUACGGUUGCGUGACAAUGAAGGUCAGACCCCUCUGGACCUGGUUUCUUUUGAGGCCCUGCGCGAGGAGCUCCUUCGCUGUGCGGAAGAAGGCGACAAAGCUCUGGACACCCCUUGUUCGCAGGUGCAGGAUGUUCCCUUCAUUGAGUCCUGCUCAUGGGUGCUCAGCUGCCUGUUCCUCACUUAUCUCCAAGAGCGACACAUACCUACCUACAAAACCCCCCUUACCCCUCUGGACCUUAGUCCCACUGUAUGCCGCACCCUGAUUCGUCUCCGUCCAGGCAUGCUAGCCUCCACCUGGAGAGAUUCCUAUGCGGUGAGCCUGGCUGAGGACCUGAGGACUGUGUUGAGUUUGGAGCAGUAUGUGUCACAGGUGAGCCCCGCACUGAGACACUGUCAUGGGGAUCAAACCAGUCUGUUUGUGCAGCUGCUUGAAGAUCUGCAGGCGGAGGGGGCGGCACUGAUCUCUGGACAAUCUGAAUUUGACUCGUUCUAAAAGAUUCCAUAUAGAGAAACAAGGAUUGGGCAUGUAUCUGUAAACCUGUGGUAAAGCUCUGACUUUUAUUUCUUGAUGUUUGUGCUAUAAAGUAAGUUUUGAGAAUUAAGUACAAAAAAUUACUUUUAAUUGAGAACUCUACAGCGUGAAUGAUUACAGUAAGAUUUUUAAAUUAAUAAUAAUUAUUAUUUGUAACAUUGUGCAUUUUGUUUUUUGUUUGGUUAAUCAAAACUGGGGAGUAUUUAAUUUUUGUACAAAAUAUUUUUAUAAAACACUACAAAUUGUGAAUGCUAUUUAACUGUUAUUCUUCAUUUUUAAUUCUUAUAUAUUUCUUUAACUGUAAAAUAAACGUUUAAUUAAAAAAAAAAAAAAAAAAAAA
Messenger RNA from Megalobrama amblycephala (Wuchang bream), 3442 nucleotides. RefSeq names its product SMC5-SMC6 complex localization factor 1 (gene slf1). Gene Ontology annotation, biological process: positive regulation of double-strand break repair. Bases 370 to 3063 code for a protein of 897 amino acids. The record is from RefSeq and is a predicted model, not a curated record. NCBI's taxonomy places the organism in Eukaryota, Metazoa, Chordata, Actinopteri, Cypriniformes, Xenocyprididae. Gene Ontology annotation, molecular function: protein binding. The transcript has 19 exons.